UCAAAUUCAUCCUAUGGUUACAUUUCUGAUUUGCAUAUUUUAUAAAAUCUGAGAUUUUGUAGCAGAAACGUCUACGUCUCAUCGCAAUUUCAUAUUUUUGUGUUUGUUGUAUAAAAAUAGAGAGCAAAAGUUCUCUCAUACCCGCUGUAUAUUAUUCUUGUGGUAAGCUCUAGUAACUUUCACCAGGUAGGAAAUCUGCCUCAAAAUGGGGAAAGGUUCCAGAAAACGCCCCGCUGGUCGACGAGGACACACGAACGAUGAAGAAGUCGAUUUCGAAACCUUGGUCAAAGAGGAGUUUAAAAAAUUACAUCGUCAGUACCGAUUGAUGGAAGAUGCCCGACAUGCAAUACAAGGUAAUACAUAUAUCUUGAGCUUGUGAUAUGUACAUAUUCCAUUAAUUUAGAAAAAAAAACAUUUCAAAAAAUAUGAUUUCAGGCGCAUCUGGAAAGUUGUCGAAACAAGGGAGACUUUUGGAGCGACUUCGUGAAGAGAAAGAGGACCUUCUUACUGACAUUAAGAAUGCGAGAUGUCGAGCUUAUCGCAUGAAGGAUAAGGGUAUGUAAUUUGAGAACAACGGACAACAUGAGAUUUUUUGAGACGCAAAACUUGGCUAUUUUACUAAUACAGCAAGCAUUCGAACAAUAUUGGAGGCUUUGGAACGAUAUGAAAAAUACAAGCAGGACAUUGCCGCAUGCAUCCUCAGUAUUACCGAGAUGGAAUCAAACGUAGACCGAAUCACGCAACGACUGGUGGAACAAAAGCUGAAAGUUCAAGCGUUGUAUGGACAAAGUAUGACCGUUCCUCAGGCUGACCAUCGUAAACGCAUCUUGGAAAACAGAUUGUAUCAUGUCACCACCCAAUUUGACACCCUAGUCUCGCACAACAAGCAACUCAAGCAAGAAAUAAAUAUGAUGCUCAAACUCCGUGGUAAUUUUUACCGUCGAAUGUUGACCAUCAAGAAGCUUUCUGCCAAAAUAAAGCAGCGGAUGGGUGAAGUUGUAUAUGAAGCAACUGCAGCUUACGAUCAGAGGGACGAAUGGGUCAAUAAGAUUAACAUUCUUCGCGAACGAAAUGACAAAGAUUCGAAACAGCAUGUCCUCGAGAUCAAAGAAUUUCAACGUGUCCUUCACCACGACUCCAAAAUCCACGAGUUUCUUGCAAUCAAGAACAAGGAACGAGAACAACUUGAGAAUGCUUCUCAGAGAAAUGAUCGCAAAAAUCAAGUCAAGAUUACUGAUUUGGACGCGCUUCUGGCAGCUUAUAAGAAGAGUUUUAAGGCGAUCCUUCGCAUGGCCAAGUCGCGAGAUAUCGAAUCAUUGGUCAACACGUAUCUCGAAGAGGAGCAAAAGAAUUAUGCCGUGUUCAAAUUUAUUACGGAUCUAAAUCAUGAGGCAAAUAGUUUACAAGAGGAUAUUGGAAAUAUUAAAGCAGAGAUUGAAGAGCUUGCCAGACUUAAUAAAGAAACGACCAAACAACAAGAGGAAACUUUGUCCGCUUUGGACGCAGAACUUGAUGCUGAGACGCAUCUUUUGGAAUCAAGUGUGGCAAAGUUUACCCUCGCCAGUCACAAUAUGGAAAGCUUUGGCCACAUUUUGGACGAAACCUUUAACGCUGCUGGGUGCUCGGACGAGUUGAUUAUCGGAUUACUUGGAAAUCAACAAGGAAUAAAGCCACAUAACAUUGCCCUCGUCAUGAAAGUGGUUGAGCACCGCACCACGGAGCUGCUGUUCGAAAAGGGUUUACUCGAAGUGAGAAAGAGUGUCGAAUUGGAUGGCAAUCCGCUCCCAAAGAAGGCAGCUUUAUGGGUCCAAGGUCAAAAACCGGCCCCGCAAGGAGGACCCUUCAAACCUCAAGUGCACGUUACGGGACGGGUCGAUGCAGAGCAGGAUGAAGAUGACAAUGAGACCAAGGCCUGGUCUGAGCGUCCUGUGUACUACGGCGAGAUGAAGGAUGGCUUGAUGGGGAAAGAUGUCCAAGUUAGUGGAUCUCAAGCUGAUGAUCUCUCCAUUUCUCCGUCCAAUGCAGAAAUCAACAUGAGCAAGUUAAGCAUGGUUCCUGAGGGCCCUUCAGCAUUUGGGAAAAAGCCUCCGAAGGCCGAGGACUCGUCGUCUUCCACGGCUGUGAAGGCUGCCCCACCACCACCGCCGCCACCUCCACCCCCUGAAGAGGAGGAGGAAGGAGAGGAGUAGAUAAUUAGGCUCUGCAGCCACGACUCAAAUUUUUUGUAAUAUGUAACUCAAUUUAGACACAUUGCGAUGUUGAUUACAUACAAAUCACGAGCUGAAUUGAUGUAUCUGUCCACGUAACUAUUUGAAUAAUCCGAAUAAUAACA
Folsomia candida is the source of this 2332-nucleotide messenger RNA. RefSeq names its product coiled-coil domain-containing protein 114. The record is from RefSeq and is a predicted model, not a curated record. The transcript has 5 exons. Bases 714 to 2189 code for a protein of 491 amino acids. NCBI's taxonomy places the organism in Eukaryota, Metazoa, Arthropoda, Collembola, Entomobryomorpha, Isotomidae.